AUGCGUUUUCAGCAAACAGACUCUGCUGGCCCUGGUGCCGAGCAGAACACACCCAAGGAGUUCACCAAGAAGUCCUCGAGCCUACCCUUUGGCCAGGACCUCUCGUACCAGUCAAUCAGCGGCCCUACCUACCUCACGGCGCAAACCCUCGUCCAGCAGGUCGCAUAUGCCCUCUCGGAUAAGAUCUUCGCAUACUCCGCCGAGUCGUUUGAUCUGGAUAUAGCAGUCAAGUACUGGCAAGAACAGGGCGAGAAGAAUGCAUUUGGAUAUCAGACUGGAGUUUCCUCUCUGGAGACAAGAACAGGUGCAGGCGCAAUUGCCUUGGGUUACAUGUUCUCAAAGGACUUUGAUCUAAAGAAGCGCCAUAUUCCACAGUCAAUCAUUGCCUCUUCCUCGACGUUGACACACCUCCGCUCGUCUCUUGACCAGCUGGCUGCUCUAUACUCAGUCGCCAACCCUCUCACAGCCCACAUUGCUGCUGUCGAUUACUCUGCGAACGCAAGCGCUGGCCUCGUCACCGACUAUGUUUCCUCCCUCACACUUGCCGAAGAUCUGGGCCUUGGUCUCGUCUGUAGUCCAUCUGUCUUCGAGUCUCAGCACAUGGCUCUCUUCGCAACUCUGCUCUCGAGCGUCAUUCCUACCAUUCACACAUACGAUGGCAUCAGUGUUGGACGAGAGACGGCCAGGCUAGUUGACACGCUCGACCAGGCUAGGCUAUACAACAGUUAUGAGGCCGUGCUGAAGGCAGUGUCUGAAGUGGACAAGAAACACUCUGAUACUGCUGGACGCGUGCUGCGCCUCCUCCAGGCUUUCAAUGACGAGCUCGGAGAGGAUUACAAGCUCUUCGACUACUAUGGCCAUGAGGAGCCUGAGAGCGUUCUCGUUGUCUUCGGCACUGUAGAGGCUUCUCUGACUGCCCAGGUUGCGACUGCAUUAUCCAAGGAGGGUGAGAAGGUCGGUGUCAUCAACGUUCGUGUGUACCGUCCCUUUGUGGAGGAGGCCUUUUUGGAAGCGCUUCCUAAGAGCACUCGCCGCAUUGCUGUCCUUGGUCAGGUCAAGGAUGAAACUGCCGUGCUUGACCCUGCUGAGUACUCGAGGCUAUACGCCGAUGUAUUGGCGGCUGUUCAGUUCACCCUCGACAGGAAUGUAGAGGUGACGGACGUCAAGUACUCUCGCGAGCAAGUCUGGACACCCAGCAAUUUCCUCGAUGCUUUCCGUCAAAUCCAUGCCGAGAAGGAGGGCACAGAAGCACGUUCCUUUAUCGACAUCUUGAACAAUGCCGAUGUGAAGCAGUACAGCUUCUGGAACCUGGACGAAUCCCCUGCUGCCAACGCGCCCGCUGUUAUUGGCAAGCUCUUCUCCACUGACUCUUCAAAGAACGUCUUUGUGCGCAACGGACACGACAAUCUGGUCCAAGGCGGUGUUACACGAACCGACAUUCGCAAUGCUGACUACACCAUUGAGGCUCCAUACGCUGUUGAGCAAGCUGAUGUUGCCUUUAUUGGCGACGAGGCCAUCCUCAAGGCAUUUGAUGUUUUGAACAGCGUCAAGCCUGAUGGCUCCAUCAUCGUCAAGCUCCCAGGCGUGAAGAAUGAGGACAUUGAGAAGAAGCUUUCUCCUGCUUUCCGCAAGACUCUCGUCAACAAGGAUAUCGAGCUCUUCGUUUUGGACCCUACUCUCUCUGAAGCUGUUGCUGAGGAUGAAUCUCUAGAGUCUUUCCUCACUCAGCUCGCGUUCCUCAAGGUUGUUCGGGAAGAUCUUCUAACAUCCGGCCUCUCUAAGCUCGCUGCUAUCAACGGUAGCUCGGAAAUUUUCGAGAAGCUCGCUGCGCAACUUGAGAGUGCCCUUCGCGAGGUGGAGGUUCCUACUAGCUGGGGCACUGCUGAGGACGCUGAACCCAUCAGCCUUCCCUCAGAUAUCAACGUUACUAGCUUUGCUCCUUUCGAGCGCACUGAGCCUGAGCCUCCCACUCUGCUCAAAGACUGGCAAGUCGCUGCCAAAGGCUUCGCUUUCAAGGAGGCCUACGGUACUUCUAACCAAGUCCGUCCUGACCUUGGUAUCAAGACAAGCAUUGUCCAUGUCAAGGAGCGUCGUCGCCUUACACCCCAGAACUACGAUCGUAACAUUUUCCAUAUUGAGUUCGACCUCGGAGACUCUGGCGUCACUUAUGCCAUCGGUGAGGCUCUCGGUAUCCAUGCGGAGAACGACGAGGUGCAAGUCGACGAGUUCAUCAAGUGGUACGGCCUCAACCCCAACGAGAUUGUCGAAGUGCCAUCUCGUGAGGACCCCAACGUAUUGGUCAACCGCACUGUCUACCAGUCUCUCCUGCAGAACGUCGAUAUCUUCGGUCGCCCACCGAAGCGCUUCUAUGAGGCACUUGCUGAGUUUGCUAGCGACGAGGCUGAGAAACGGGAACUCCUUCAGAUCAUCAGUCCAGAGGGUGCUACCGAGUUCAAGCGCCGCGCUGAGGUUGACACCGUCACCUAUGCUGAUAUUCUGCUUGAGUUCCCCUCCGCCCACCCCAGCUUCCACGAGAUUGUCCGCAUUGUCAGUCCCAUGAAGCGCCGUGAAUACUCCAUUGCUUCCGCGCAGCACGUGACACCCAACUCCGUCUCCCUGCUCAUUGUGACUGUAAACUGGACCGAUCCCAAGGGCCGCGACCGCUUCGGUCAAGCUACGCGCUACCUCAACAGCCUCAAGGUCGGCUCUCCCGUCACUGUCUCUGUAAAGCCUUCCGUCAUGAAGCUGCCCACCAAGACAACCGCCCCCAUCAUCAUGGCUGGUUUAGGUACCGGUCUCGCCCCCUUCCGCGCCUUCGUCCAAGAGCGUGCCUACCAAAAACAACAAGGCCACGAAAUCGGCGAAGUCCUCCUCUACAUGGGCUCGCGCCAUCAACGCGAAGAGUACCUCUACGGCGAAGAAUGGGAGGCCUACCAAGACGCCGGCAUCAUCACUCUUAUCGGCCGCGCCUUUUCGCGUGAUCAGCCCCAGAAAAUUUACAUUCAAGAUCGUAUGCGCGAGUCUCUGAAGGACAUUCGACGCAGUUAUCUGGAAAAGGAAGGUAGCUUUUACCUCUGUGGUCCUACCUGGCCGGUACCUGAUGUCACGGAGGUGCUGCAGGAGGCGCUCGGGGUGGAGCAUAAGGUUAAGAACCCCGCAGCGAAGAAGAUUGAUAGUCGGAAGGAGAUUGAGAAGUUGAAGGAUGAGGGGAGGUAUGUGCUUGAGGUUUAUUAG
Bipolaris oryzae ATCC 44560 is the source of this 3234-nucleotide messenger RNA. RefSeq lists its product as uncharacterized. Bases 1 to 3234 code for a protein of 1077 amino acids. The record is from RefSeq and is a predicted model, not a curated record. Gene Ontology annotation, molecular function: FMN binding; oxidoreductase activity, acting on the aldehyde or oxo group of donors; sulfite reductase (NADPH) activity. Lineage: Eukaryota; Fungi; Ascomycota; Dothideomycetes; Pleosporales; Pleosporaceae. The transcript has a single exon. Gene Ontology annotation, cellular component: cytosol.